AUGUCUUCGUUCAGAAGAGAUCGCAAUACCUUCAUUUACUGCGGCAAAAUGAACCUUCUUGGAGGUCUAUGGCUGAAUGAGCCGUCCCAGGAUCACAAACUCGCGCGUUUACACGGUGAUGGGUUCGCACGGACUCCUAACUUGCUCCUGAGCGCACUGGAAUUGAGCCGAGCCAAUGCCCAAGGAGCUGGAAUCUUCCAGCAGACCGAUAUUGAUUCACACACGAGUUCUUACCGAUUGGGCGAACCCUUGGAAGAGAAUAUCAUUCGCUCUAAAUCACCCGACUUGGACUACGCCUAUAUCCCAGAUCACAUUUACGCCACUGUUCUCAAGGAACUGCACGAUCCGGCAGAGACGCACAUUGGGCCCAGCAUCACGGGUGCAGUUGUUACGGUCCCGCCGUAUUUCCGGGACAUCGACCGCGAACACCUGCGACUCGCCGGAGAGAGCAUCGGACUACCUGUGAUCCGCCAAAUCCCCGAGCAAAACAGUAUCAUUCUGUCAAUGGGAUUAGACAAGCUCUCCUACGCGAGUGACCGAUUUGUGCUCCAUAUGUACGUCGAAUCAACCGUAUUGGAAUUCUCGGUGCUCGAGAUCUACACGGGGAUGAUUGACCGUUUGGCAACGACCAGCACGGAUCUGGGUUACCGGAAUAGGGACGAAAUCUACCCUGUGGUUGACCAAGAUCUUGCAACCGCGAACUUGAAACGAGAUGAUAUCACGGAUUUUAUAAUACACGGUAUCCCAUACCAUGACGUUUACCAGAGUUUGCGGAACUAUUUCCCAAGCGCAAGAGUUGCAAACGCGGAGCGGGAUGGUGAUGCAGGAAUCUGGGGCGCGACACUUGUUGCGGGGUGGAUGUCUGGUGAAGGGGGGGAUAAUUGGGUCCCGUGUUGCUGUGCGACUCGUCGCCCGCCUCUCUGGGUUGCCAAUGGCAGUGGUGGAUCAGUUCAGAUUUUGAACGAGUGUCAGACUCUUCCUACUUACCAGAACACGACAGUCGAUCUAGCGUGUCGUGAUAAUACGGCGAAGGUGAAGGUUUACAUGCGGGGUGUACCGUGUGUAGAUUAUGAUGCGAUGUACGAACUAGGCAAUGCGUAUGUCCCCGAACCUAGCGGUGGGGAUACUCUGUUGGCCGAGUUUGGCAUUGACGCUGUCUGCGGCGCUGGCAACCAUACUAAGGUUGACAUUGAGGUAUUCACGAGUCGGACUGGGGUUUUGAAGAUUCGGGCAGUGGGGGCGGAUCGGAGCGCGGGAGAGGGGAAAACGUUGAUGAUAACAGAUCCACACUUUGCCUGCGGUGAUGACAAGCGGCACCUGGAUAGGGAGUACACAAUCACCCAGGGUGGAGGCUUGAAAACAGAGUAUGAAAUGAACCUAAAGGAGUUCGUUGCGGUAGGCAGGGACCAGAAGGCUGUUGAUGCGUUUGAGGAAUAUGUCCCGUGGCAGGCAGUGGACGACGAUGAUGAGAACGGUUGCGAGGACGAGUAG
Messenger RNA from Aspergillus calidoustus, 1491 nucleotides. The record is from the annotation of a GenBank genome assembly. NCBI's taxonomy places the organism in Eukaryota, Fungi, Ascomycota, Eurotiomycetes, Eurotiales, Aspergillaceae.